This is a messenger RNA of Drosophila arizonae, 1076 nucleotides long. RefSeq names its product transforming growth factor beta-1-induced transcript 1 protein. NCBI's taxonomy places the organism in Eukaryota, Metazoa, Arthropoda, Insecta, Diptera, Drosophilidae. The record is from RefSeq and is a predicted model, not a curated record. Gene Ontology annotation, molecular function: transcription coregulator activity. Gene Ontology annotation, cellular component: Z disc; nucleus.
UUUUCCAUUUCUAUACCAAAUCCUAUAUCAAUUCCAAAACCAAAACCAAGCCAAAGCCGGGUAGGAGCAACAGAUUCAAAAUGUCGGACUCGGAGUCGAUCUGUCACAAGUGCAAUGAGGUCAUACAGCAGCGCAUCAUUACGGCUCUGGGCAAGACCUGGCAUCCGGAGCACUUCGCCUGCAAGGACUGCCAGAAGCCCAUCACCGAGGCCACCUUCAACAUACAGAACGGAGAGCCGGUGUGCUCGGACUGCUUCGUGAGCAACUACUCGGGCACCUGUUUCGGCUGCAAGAAACCCAUCCUGGAGCGCACCAUCAAGGCCAUGGAGCAGUCGUGGCAUGAGGAGUGCUUCGUGUGCGCCGGUCCAUGCCAGAAGCCAUUGGUGGGCACCUCGUUCUAUGAGCGGGACGGCCGGCCUUACUGCCGCAUCGACUUCGAGCAGCUGUUCGCGGCGCGCUGUGCCGGCUGCAGCCAGCCGAUAACGGAGAAUGCGAUUGUGGCGCUCAAUGCCAAGUGGCAUCGGGAUUGCUUCAAGUGCAAGAAGUGCCUGAAGCCAAUUACGGCGAGCACGUUCGCCGUGGAGGACAACAAGCCGCUGUGCACGGCCUGCUCGGACUAGGAGGUGGACCAGCGGGUGGCCGGGUGGGCCAGGAGGCAUUACAUUAAUAGAUGUUUCGCUGUAUAUUAUAGAUGUUUAUGGUAUUUGUAGUAUUCACAGUUGUUGAACAAAAAGUUAAAACCUAACGAAAUUCCUUAGAAUUUACUAUGAAGAAAUUCAAAGGUCCAAAUGCUAACAAAGGGUAUAAAAAGCGCUAAGCCACUCUUCCACACACACACACACACACACACACACAUAUACACUCGUCACUUGGUAGGGCUACUCCAGCAAAUGCUUUUUGCUGAGAUAAAGGUAUAUUGUACAUAUAUCUUUCUCAAAUAUUUUUUUUUACUAUUUAUAAAUUGCAUUUGACACGGUAAAUGCAUUUAGAGAAGAACAGCUGCCAGAACUGUCAAGAGUUCGUCACGGCUCUCGAGAAGUGUGGGCGGGGGAGUAACGGUAUAUAUUUAUAUUAAA